AUGUAAUGAAAUAAUUAUGGUGUUGACGCGCCAUUCUCUAAGUAGUCUAAAUUUGACUGAAUCAGCGCCAUCCUCUGUGAAGUCUGAAAUUGAUGUUGCCUCGGCUCCUCAUGUGAGUAUUUCUAGGUUUGACAUCGGACGGAGCGACGAGGAGAAUGACACUUUCCGCAAGCGAAUCCGAGCCAGUUCGUCGAGACCGCUUUAUCGAAUUUCGAGUGAUGCCGAGAACGAACCACCUGAAUCAGCUCGACCUAUUUCUGUUUCUUCGAGGAGAAGUGAGCCAGGCAUGACUAUUGGCAGGCCAAGACGCAAUAAGUUACCCAGAGGGUACUCGCUUUUCUCAGUCGAACAGAACCAUCACUGUAAUCAAAGACACUCGGAGACUCCUACGGUGGUGGAAGAGGAUGAACCAGAUAAUAAGAGAUCAAAAACAGAAGAACCUAUGGAAAACAUUUCUUUCCGCAUGCAACAAGAAGCCGAAGAUGCUGAGCUUGGCCGAACAAGGCAACAAACGCGCCGUCUUAACUGUAUAUUUUCAGGCGUUGCUACUGAAACAUGCGACGACGAGGAUUUAAAUGUAAACUCGACGGAAACCGAAAUGGGAGAUGGCCGAGAAUUGAGAGAGAAACCGACAUAUAAUUUAAGAGCCGAACGGAAAGCGCCACAGUUUUUCUGUCCCUCGAGCUCCAAGAAGCCGAAGAGUUCUAAUGUGCAUGUUCCGCAGUUCUUUGCGUCAACUUUGAGCAGUCGUAUCCGCGAGAACUCGAAAGCGAGAAAGCAUAGUAAGAAGAAACGAAAGGCAAAGUUCCACGAGAGUGACAGUGAUUCAUCGUCCAGCAGCUCAAGUGGAGAUGAACGAAGAUUCAUUCGGCGCAAGAAGAAAAGCAUGACACGCUCUAGGAUGUCUUUUUUGCCAAUGAACUUGAGCAUCAGCGACAUGACUCGAAGUCAAAGAGACCGUAAAGCAAUCGGGGCUUCGCUGGCGGACGUUGACCCUAUGAAUAUUGAUAAAGCAGCUUCUUUUGGAUCUAUUGGCGGUUUGAAUAAACACAUUCGUUCGCUGAAAGAAAUGGUAUUGCUUCCAUUUCUUUAUCCUGAGUUGUUUUCGAAGUUUAGUAUUAACCCCCCGAGAGGUUGCUUGUUUUACGGACCACCGGGAACCGGAAAAACGUUGAUGGCGAGAGCGCUGGCCAAUGAAUGCUCAAAAGAGACAGGACGCAAGAUUUCAUUUUUUAUGCGCAAAGGGGCCGAUUGCCUGAGCAAAUGGGUUGGUGAAUCGGAAAGACAGCUGCGUCUUCUGUUUGACCAAGCCUACAUUAUGCGACCAUCUAUAAUAUUUUUUGACGAGAUUGACGGCUUAGCACCCGUUAGAAGUAGUAGACAGGAUCAGAUACACAGCAGUAUAGUGUCCACAUUGUUAGCUUUGAUGGAUGGACUUGAUAAUAGAGGAGAAAUUAUAGUUAUAGGAGCAACUAACAGAAUAGACUCGAUUGAUCCGGCCUUGAGGCGUCCGGGGAGAUUUGAUCGGGAGUUUUUGUUCAAACUACCAGACGCCCAAGCACGUGUUGAGAUUGUGAAGAUAGCAACUAAGUCGUGGAACCCGCCGAUGUCUCCGGAACUCAGUAAGUUGGUAGCUGAAAAAACGCACGGCUACUCAGGAGCAGAUUUGAACCUCCUCUGCAUGGAAUCAGCUCUAAUAGCCACUAGACGCAAUUAUCCACAGAUCUAUUUGGCCAACAAUAAGCUUGAAAUUGACAUUUCAAGUGUGAAUGUUGAAGUGGUCGAUGUAUUCAACGCCAUGCGCAGUAUAAAAGUGUCGACUACCCGCAUUACCGAUUGUCCGGCCCAGCCCCUGAGUCCCUCAUUGGCUCUAUUGCUAGGCAGCGAACUUCAACGAAUGGUUCAAUUAAUAAAAUCCGAAUUCUAUCAUGAAUCGAAAAAAUCAUUGACCUCUAGCCCUCUAGAUGAACUGGAAGUGGUUUUGGAUGGUUUGAUUUUGCCUGAAAAUGCAGCUGAAGCUAAAUUCGAGACGCUAGCUAACCUUGUUGAACCCUGUUCUAAAGCUAUUGUCAGUAUUUGGUAUAACGAGGAAGACAAUUUUGUUGAUAAUCUGUUAUUACCUGCGAUUUUGAACGAAUAUGAAGAUAUGCAAAGUUUUAUGCUGAAUCAUUCAACACUUUUUGGAAAUGCAAAUGCAUCAGCUGAAGAGGCCGUUGUUUCCAUGUUGAAAGAAGCAGCUAAGUCGCAGUCAGCUGUUAUCUGUAUUCCCAACGCAUUCUCUUUUUACUCGGAAGCAUCAUCCACUGUGCGUUUAAUCAUCACGGAGUUCAUAUUGCGACUAAGAGCUAUUCCCGGCAACUUUCUUGUUCUCGCGACAUUGCCGAACGGUUUCUACGACGGAUAUGGACUGCCAAAAUUGUUCGAAAUAGAUGUUACAAAAAGUGCUCAAGUUAUUUGUCAAAAUCCUACGAGAGACUGCUACCGCCGGUACUUCGCAGAAAUCUUCCACGAUUUGAUUAAAAACUGUACCUUCAAGAAAAAACAGCACCUGAAUGUCAAACAAUUUAAAAAAGCAAAACAUCAGCCUAAAGAAGGUCCGGCGCCGUUGAAUGAAAGCGAAAUAAAACGCAUCCGAGAAAAGCACUUAGCCCUUAUGCGUGAACUGAGAAUCUAUUUGCGUGAUGUGUUGAAUCGACUUGCUCGCUCCCCCGAGCAUCGAUGUUUUCUGAAACCAGUUGACCGAGAAGAGGUCAAUGAUUACUAUGACGUCAUUAAGCACCCUAUGGACCUGACUACGAUGAUGAGCAAAACCGAUUCAGGGCAGUAUGUAAGCAUCCAUCAGUUUAUUGAAGAUAUCGAUUUGAUAGCUGACAAUGCCUUGGAGUACAACCCAGUUAAAGAUCCGAUGAGCUUGAGAAUCAGGCACAGAGCGUGUGCUUUUAGAGACUCCGCAAUGAGCAUGGUUAAAAUAGAAAUUGACUCAGAUUUCGAAGAGCAGUGUCGCGAAAGUUUGAAAAGCUUUAGUGCUUUGGGAUUGAAACCGCAGACGAAAGCGCCCAAGUUUUUCUUUACGCAGCCCCUUCAGAAGCCACCAAAGGAGAAAUUAGCGAUGAAACUUAGAAGCACUCAAGGCGAUUUAGUGGAGCCGUUAACACCAGCAAAAAGCGUGAAAAGUGGAGGGGUGGUGAAGAAGAAGAACCAGACACCGUCUAGAAGCUCAUCCCAGGGCAUCAUUAAUAAGUACCGCAAACAAAGACAGCAGGCAUACGUAAAUUCUGUCAAGUCGGGAAGCAGUGGCAACAGUGGUCAGAAUAAUAGAGUGAGUCCAUUGAAAAGCAGAGUCAGUCCAGUGAUGUUCAGAGUGACACGCUCAAUAUCUUCUAUCCUUUCCGGAGACACAGAGGCUAGAUCUCUGUCGCUUGCAGAAACGAAUUCUCCGUCAGUGGCUGGUAGUGCUACUAAGUUUCAAGAAACUGAAAAGGUUGAAAAUGAUCGACAAUUGAGCGAGGAUGCUUGCAGCUCACACGAGGGAAAUGCUGUUUAUAACGAUAAGAUGUUGUCACCUGAUAACGAAAAAGAACAGACAAAGCUACUCCUUGAGUCCAAUGCCGAAGUGGCUGAAAGUGAUCCUUCUCCAAAAGACGAACAAAAGGAUGCAAAUGAAGUAGAAAUGAAUUGCUCGUAUUCUUCAAGUGUAUCUUUAACCGGAGAGAUUGUGAGAUCUGAAGAGCGCGAAAACGAAAGUCUUUUUAAUGAAAUAAUGAUGAGCAGUGUUGCCGGUGGCAGCUCGAAAUCAGAAAAUGAAGAAACCAAAAUGACAACUCUACAUCCCGGCAAUACUGAAAAUAGUGUAAAAGAAAGCAAUGCUGAAAUUUCGACAUUAUCUGCAAUGUCACCUGAAGUUGGAAAUAAAUCAGUUGAAACUCCUGAUUUGGAACUAAAGCGAAAAGAGGAAAUAGCGUCUAAGUUGGACAAGCUGAACAAUACAUUGCUGGAUGUUGCUGUAGUCAGAGCCUCAGAAUGUGCGAGAAUUUUGGACGUGGUCGAAAUGCAUAACAGACUGAGGCAAAUUAUCUACAAAUAUAAGACAGACAAAUCGGAUGAGAAAGAAGAGCUAUACAAAGAGCUCAAAAACUAUUUGAACUGCAAUUAUCUUGAACUUUGAUCUAUUUUAUUUGGUUGUUGUUUGUUUCCUUUUCUUAGGAUUGUUUUUUGAGCUUCAGCGUAAUUUUUAAUGGAGAAUAAUUGCUAAUGUGUGAAUUAAUGAUUUUAAAUUACAUUUGUUGAGCUUAUUUGAAUUCAGUUUUUGAACUCG
This is a messenger RNA of Symsagittifera roscoffensis, 4315 nucleotides long. Its product is annotated as ATPase family AAA domain-containing protein 2-like. Gene Ontology annotation, molecular function: ATP hydrolysis activity; histone binding; chromatin binding. Lineage: Eukaryota; Metazoa; Xenacoelomorpha; Acoela; Convolutidae. Gene Ontology annotation, biological process: positive regulation of transcription by RNA polymerase II. Gene Ontology annotation, cellular component: nucleus. The transcript has a single exon. Bases 17 to 4165 code for a protein of 1382 amino acids. The record is from RefSeq and is a predicted model, not a curated record.